Molecule: messenger RNA, 630 nt
Organism: Daphnia pulicaria
Lineage: Eukaryota; Metazoa; Arthropoda; Branchiopoda; Diplostraca; Daphniidae
Exons: 2
Coding region: 250-603 (117 amino acids)
Source: RefSeq, a predicted model, not a curated record
AAAUAAUAACGCCCUCGGGAUUUCUACAAGUUUCAAAGUGAUUUGACGUGUUGCCAGUUCCACGAACCAUCAUCAUCCCCUAUAUGCAGAGAUAUGCGAUCAAGUAACUCAAACUAGCGGUUCCAGCAGAAUGCGCAUCGCCGAGACUAUUUGUUGGUGCCAUCUUCUCUCGUCAGACGGAUGAGUAUAAAAGCGACGGAAACAUCGGGGCGUCUUCUAUUUUCUCUCUUCCACCGCACUUGAAACGCAAUGAAAUCGAUCGAGAUUGCUUGCUGCAUUUGUCUGUUGGCUGGACUGGCCGCUGAUGCUGCCCACUUGAUUGGAUUCGGGCGUGGCUAUUCGGGCAGCCGUUACACGCUCUUACCUGCCGUCGACAAUUCGGCCCAGUGGUUCUCAUCAAUGCCUUACAUCCCCUACAACAUUCCCAUUUAUUACGACCAUCCAAUCCAGCAGCAAACUGGGGACGAUCGCAAUGCUGUAGUAGCUGCGCGCAACAACAUCAUCGCGUUAGACGCCGACUCAUCUGCCACCGCGGACGACGCCCGGGACCGUGACCAGCGCCAAAUUCAAAUUCGAUACAGACCUGGUUACAAGAAAGGAUAAGGAAGAAAAGAGAACUCUUGACGAGCA